AUGUCGGCCGCUUCUUCGAACGCCGAGGCUCAGGACGCGUCCAAGUACUGGGUUGCUCCAGCAAGGAACUUCAGGACCUCUGCUCGAUUGCACUUACAGCACUUCCUCUUUCAAAACACUAUCGGCUUUCUCCUGGAACCGGCCGUGGGCAAGGCCGUGACAGCCUCAUCGCAGCCCUUGAAGAUUGCUGACCUCGCUUGUGGCAACGGCGUCUGGCUAACAGAGCUGCACUCCCAACUUGCGAAGAACAACAUCUCUGUUCAGCUAGACGGCUUUGACAUCAACCCCGUGAAUUUCCCAAACCCAGCCUUCCUACCAGCCUCAGUCAGUUUCCGUCAGCUUGAUAUUUUUGCCAAGCCACUUCCUGCGGAACUGCUCGGCGUCUAUGAUAUUGUUCACAUUCGAGCAUUUGGGAGCAUCAUUCUCGACUCAAACCUGGCACCGAUCUUGACAGCUGCCUUCGAGCUUCUGAAGCCCGGUGGCUUCAUUCAGUGGGAAGAGACUCGAGGCGAUAGGUGGAUCGUUGAGUCUCCUUCCGCACAGGUGUCCACGACGGCCUGCGACAGCAUUGUCCAGAUUCUCCUGGGCGGCAUGCAACAGAGGGGGAUUCAAAACGACUGGAUCGAUGCCCUUGACACACAUCUAAACCAAUUUGGCUUUCAGAAUGCUCGACUACUAGUGCAGGAAAAGAGGAAGCACGACUUCAAGGGCUGGACUGAAGAUUACCUGAUGGUGUGGGAGGAACUCGCCGACUAUUUCCCUUCAAAAGCGCAGGCGCCAGAUGUGUCAUUUUCGCGCGAGGCGUGGAUUAGCCUAUUUGCGAAUGCCGUCAAAGAGACCGAGGAAGGUGUUGUGGUGCACCAGGGACGAGUCAUAACUGCUGUCGGUCAGAAGCCUCUGUGA
Aspergillus nidulans FGSC A4 is the source of this 903-nucleotide messenger RNA. Its product is annotated as class I SAM-dependent methyltransferase. The transcript has a single exon. The record is from RefSeq and is a predicted model, not a curated record. NCBI's taxonomy places the organism in Eukaryota, Fungi, Ascomycota, Eurotiomycetes, Eurotiales, Aspergillaceae. The coding region runs from base 1 to 903 and encodes 300 amino acids.